AUGGACAAGGUCAGUAUUUCAACGCCCCUCGACGCGGAUCAUGAAGUCGGUCAUGUCGAAAAGACACGCAAGAGGACGUUGGGCAAUGUCCGUCUCCGCCAUCCCGAAACGAACGAGAUCAUCUUGAUCCCGACCCCUUCUUCGGACCCAAAUGAUCCCCUAAACUGGCCACAGUGGUACAAGUACUGGAUGGCAGCGGUCAUCUGUUUCGCCAUGAUGAUGUGCAAUUUCCUCGCUGCUGGCCCUUCGAUUGCCAUGCUCCAGAUCGCCAUGGACUUCUUCCCGGGGGCUCAUCCCGGCAAGAACCCUGGGCUUUUUGCUGCAGCGGUGGCCAAGGUUUCUUAUUUCUUCACGACCACCGCCUUGCUCCAGGGUCUAGGCAACUUCGUCUGGGUCCCCAUCGCCAACAAGUACGGCCGGCGACCAACGUAUGUGCUGAGUUAUGCCAUGUACUUUGCCACAGCCAUCUGGUGCAGUUUCGAGCACUCGUAUGGUGGGUUCCUUGCCGCCCGUAUCCUGAUGGGCUUCGCAGCAGGCGCCGCUGAGACUGUUGCACCCAUUACCAUCGCGGACCUCUUCUUCCUGCAUGAGCGCGGCAGUGUAAUGGCCUUUUACAGCUCCUUUCUUGCCGUCGGCGCGGCACUCGGCCUGAUAGUCUCGGGGUUAAUAACCAUCCACAACCACUGGCGCGUAAUCUUCCAAGUCGCCUCCGCCCUGAUCGGCCUAGUCCUCCUCAUCGCAAUCUUUGCCUUCCCGGAAACAGCCUACACCCGCAACCCCCCUCCCCCCUCAACCAGCACCACCUCCCCCGACCACUCCUCCUCCUCCUCGAAAACCCCAACCCCCAUCACCACCACCACCACCACCACCACUACCCUCCCAACCGACCCCGAAACCCAACCCCCCCAAAAGAAACGAACCCCCUACCUCCACACCCUCCGCCUCUUCCCCUCCUCCCCCCUAACCCGCGAACCCCUCCCCCUCCUCCUCCUCCGCCCCCUCCUCCUCAUCACCCUCCCCCCCGUGCUCUACACCUCCCUCGUCUUCGCCAGCACCAUCGGCUUCCUCGUCGCCCUCACCUCCAACGCGCAGCUCGCCCUCUCCUCGGCCUACGGGUUCACCUCCUGGCAGGUGGGGGUGUGCUUUGUGGCGGCGGUGCUGGGGGCGUUGGUGGGGAUUCCGGCUGGUGGCAGGUGGGGGGAUGCGGUGGCGGAUUGGUUUACGAGGAGGAAUGGGGGGGUGAGGGAGCCUGAGAUGAGAUUGCCUGCGAUGGGGGUUGCUGGGGUGGUUGGGCCGGUGGGGUUGGUGGUUUUUGGGGUGGGGGUUGGGAGGGGGGUGCAUUGGAUUUUGCCCGUCGUGGGGAUUGGGUUGUUAAACUUCGCCAUCGUCCAGGGCACCAACGUGGCGCUCGUCUACGUCAUCGACGCCUACCGCCCCGUGGCCGGGGAGAUCACCACGACCAUCAUGGCGUUUAAGAGCCUGUUCGGCUUCCUCCUCUCUUUCUACACCAACCCGUGGGUUGCCGAGGCCGGCUACCAAAACGCGUAUGGCGUGAUGGCGGCCAUUGCGGCGACCGUGCUACUCGGAUGGGUGCCGCUGUUCUUUUGGGGCAAGAAGAUCCGCCAUGCCACCUGGCGGUGGAAGGUUAUUUCGUACAUCCACUGGAGCGACGACCGCGAAGUGGGCGAGUAGUUGGUGGAGGGUUAUCGCGUUGGUGCCAUAGUUUAUCCAGGUGCUUAAUGGCAUUUCUUUCUUCCUACUUGGGAGUGGG
Molecule: messenger RNA, 1771 nt
Organism: Chaetomium fimeti
Lineage: Eukaryota; Fungi; Ascomycota; Sordariomycetes; Sordariales; Chaetomiaceae
Product: major facilitator superfamily domain-containing protein
Exons: 6
Coding region: 1-1692 (563 amino acids)
Biological process (GO): transmembrane transport
Cellular component (GO): plasma membrane
Molecular function (GO): transmembrane transporter activity
Source: RefSeq, a predicted model, not a curated record